CUGGGGAGAUGAGCGCAUAUAAACUGACGUCGGCAGACAUGAAAACGCCUCAGCGAGCAAAAGCCGUCAGUUGUCAGUUUGGAGAUCUUCCUCAGUGAGGAAGACUCCCCUCUAACUAGGACAAACGGCAGAUGCGGGGCCGCGGGACACUUCCGGACAAGUGCACCUGCUGUGAACGACGAGGAGGAGGAGGAGGACGACGACACGUUUUCCCGCCUUUUUGCAUCACCUGUUUUUGUGUCGUUUGUUUGUUUGUGUUGUCUGACAGACGUGAGAAAUAAAGGUCCGCCGCCGCUCCAACAUGACGGCUGCCACAAAGCUGCUGGACGAGAUGUGUCACCUGACGGCCCAGUCGCUGGCAUCACUGGACACCUCACAGCACUUCCAGGUCGUCAAGCUCCUGGGAGAGGGGUCAUAUGGCAAAGUGAUGCUGGCUGUACACAGGAAGACAGGUAACCCCAUGGCGCUGAAGUUCUUCCCUCGUGACUCCACCUCGCUGCUCUCCUUCCUGCGGGAGUACAACCUCUCCCUGUCCUUCUGCACUCACCCCUCCCUCACCAGGGCCCUGGGCAUCGCCUACUCCACCCCCUCUCACUUCGUCUUUGCCCAGCAGGCCAGCCUGUUCGGCGACCUCUACGGCGUCAUUACCCCGGAGGUGGGGGUGGAGGAGGACCUGUGCCAGAGUGUGGUGUCCCAGCUGUGUGGCGCUCUCACCCACCUUCACUCUCUGGGGUUCGUCCACCGGGACCUCAAACCGGAGAACGUCUUCCUGUGUGAUGCAGCCUGUCGCUGGGUCAAACUGGGGGACUUUGGCAUGGUGAAAGCCACAGGCACCAAGGUCCCCGAGGUUUGGUACAGCUCCCCUUACUGCACCCCUGAAGCAGAGGUUGCCAGGGGAAACCAGGACAGCUGGAGCGACGCCGGCGGAGGGAACGGUGGCGAGCGGGAGGAGAAGAUGAAGAAGGAGAAGAAGAAAAAGAGAAUUUUGGUGUCGGUGGAGCCCAGCACGGACUGCUGGGCUCUGGGGAUCCUCACCUACGCCAUGCUCACCGGCAGCCUGCCUUGGGCCCAGACCGCCUCCGACGACCGCUCGUACCGACGGUACCGCCAGUGGUUCGACGGCGCCCGAGCCCCGGACGACGUGUUGGACGUGUGGGCAGGAGCGCGGCAGGAGACGGAGCAGGACGCCGUCGUCUGCUCAAAGGGAGAGGAAGCGGACCAGAAAGACUGCCGCGGCGUGGCCCCCCAGUUCGCCUGUUUCACCCCGCUGGCCAGCGCCCUCUUCCUGUCGCUCCUCGACCCAAGGCCCGGGCGCCGCGGGUGCCCCGAGGACGUGCCUGGCUACCUGGGAGGAGACUGGAUGAGGGAGAGAGAGAGGACGCGGCUGGAGGAGGAGAGGAAGAAAAGCAGAGCGAGAGGGGCGAUCGGGAACGUGAAGGAGCUGGAGGGGAGGGGGCAGAGAUGAGAGAGGGACGGCUCCACAACAUGGAGGACAGUUUUCCUCCCCUUUCCAGGAGGAGUCAUUGUGUACAGUGGCGUAAAGCAGGGGGAACACAGCGAAACCCAGUCCCCACUUUUUAUCCAGGGCACGAAAUCCUCACAAGUUCAAAGUAUACGUCACAGUAAACAGCAUCAGCCGGACGUCCCGUUAUAAGAAACAAUGUAUUUCAGCUGGAAACACUUCAAUUAAUGAUCUUCUGGGAGCUGGUUGAGUGACUGAAAAUAGUAACAAUACACAAUAGUAACAAUAAACAAUAGUAAUCAUACACAAGAGUAAUAAUACACAACAGUCAUUUACAGUCGCAGUUUAUGUUUCUGACCAAUAGGGAUAUAUCAUUCAGGAUGCUUUAAUGUUGCGCUAUAAAAAAAACCACCCAGUCUAGAUCUAAAAAAAAAAAGUCUAGAUAAAGGAAGUCUAGAU
This is a messenger RNA of Lampris incognitus (smalleye Pacific opah), 1921 nucleotides long. Its product is annotated as serine/threonine-protein kinase SBK1-like. The record is from RefSeq and is a predicted model, not a curated record. NCBI's taxonomy places the organism in Eukaryota, Metazoa, Chordata, Actinopteri, Lampriformes, Lampridae. The transcript is spliced from 5 exons. Gene Ontology annotation, molecular function: protein serine/threonine kinase activity; ATP binding. Gene Ontology annotation, biological process: peptidyl-serine phosphorylation; peptidyl-threonine phosphorylation. The coding region runs from base 302 to 1465 and encodes 387 amino acids.